GAUCAAGAAAACAAAUCCUCCCUAAAAGACUGACAGCAUACACCCCCAUGGCCACCGUCGACCCAUCAGUGACCUCGGCACAGACCCUCCAGCUCGCAAAGACGGCGAAGAGGGACUACCUCGUCGCCAUCGAACAGCGCUACCAGGACCUCUGGCGCCAACAAGCCGUCUUCGAACAAAACCCUCCCUCCCCCGAAGACCUCGCAGCCGCCAACCUCGACGCCUCCUCCGAUCCCGACAAUGUCCGCGAAGCGUAUCCUAAGUGGUUCGGUACCAUGGCCUACCCCUACAUGAACGGAUCCCUCCAUCUCGGACAUGCGUUCACGUUGACCAAGGUCGAGUUUGCCGCUGGAUGGGAGAGAAUGCAGGGAAAGCGUGCGUUGUUCCCGCUUGGGUUCCAUUGUACUGGUAUGCCCAUCAAAUCCGCCGCCGACAAAAUCGCCCGUGAGCUCGAGAUGUUCGGUCCCGAAUUCAAGCUUCCCGAGGAGACAGAUGAGGAUCUCGCCAAUGGCACCGCUGCGGUGUCUCUGAACUCUCAGCCUUCCGGAAAUGCCGACCCCACCAAAAUCGUUGCCAAGAAGGGUAAACAAGCAGGAAAAGCCACCGGCCUCAAAUACCAAUUCCAAAUCAUGCAACUCGGCGGCGUCCCUACCUCCGAAAUCCACAAAUUCGCCGACGCCUCAUACUGGCUCAAAUACUACCCCCCAAUCUGCCGCGAAGACUGCGAAUCCUUCGGUGCACGUGUCGAUUGGCGCCGAUCAAUGAUCACGACCGAUGCGAACCCGUAUUACGAUAGCUUCGUGCAGUGGCAGAUGAGGAAGUUGAAGAUGUUGCAGAGGAUUAAGUUUGGAGAGCGGUAUACGAUUUAUUCUGCGAAGGAUGGUCAACCGUGUAUGGACCACGACCGUUCGUCCGGAGAGGGCGUCGGACCCCAGGAUUACACCGGUAUCAAGAUCGAAGUGACGCAGUGGUCUCCCGCUGCCGCUGAAGCCCUCAAGUCUUUUGAGAGUGAGUUGGCUGGAAAGAAGGUCUUCAUGGUCGCUGCGACACUCCGUCCUGAGACAAUGUACGGCCAAAGUAACUGCUUUGUCGGACCUUCCAUCACUUACGGUCUCUUCGCCUCCAACAAAUCGGACGAGGUCUUCCUCAUCACCCGCCGUGCAGCCAACAACAUGGCCUUCCAAGGCCUCUCCCCCGAACGCGGUGUCGCCACCCAACUCGGUCAAAUCAAGGGUGACGUCCUCGUCGGCACCAAAGUCAAGGCGCCGUUGUCGGUGUAUGAGGAGGUGUAUGUCCUCCCCAUGGAGACCGUCUUGGCGACUAAGGGAACGGGUGUCGUUACGUCUGUUCCGUCUGAUUCGCCCGAUGAUUACAUGACUUGUCAGGAUUUGAGGAAGAAGGCUGAGUAUUACAAGAUUGACCCCUCCUGGGCUUCCCUCGACGCCGUCCCCAUCAUCAGGACUCCCACGUACGGAGACUUGACUGCCCCCGAACUUUGCAAGCGUAUGAAGAUCCAGUCCCCCAAGGACGCCAAGUUGUUGGCCGAGGCAAAGGAAGCUGCGUACAAGGAGGGCUUCUAUCAGGGUGUCAUGCUCAUCGGCAAAUACGCCGGUGAAAAAGUCGAAAAAGCUAAACCCCUCGUCCGGAAAGACCUGAUCGACGCCUCCCUCGCUUUCGUCUACAACGAACCCGAAGGCCUCGUCAUGUCCCGCUCCGGGGACGAAUGUGUCGUGGCCCUCUGUGACCAAUGGUACAUCGACUAUGGAGAGUCGACUUGGCGGGCUGUGGCGGAGAGGUGUUUGGGCGGGAUGAACACUUUUGCGAAGGAGACGAGGAAUGCGUUUGAGGGGGUGUUGGCGUGGUUGAAUCAGUGGGCUUGUGCGAGGAGUUAUGGAUUGGGGACGAAGUUGCCUUGGGACCCGCAGUAUUUGGUUGAGUCUUUAUCUGAUUCUACCAUCUACAUGUCGUACUAUACUAUUGCGCACCAGCUUCAUUCCUCGAUUGAUGGAGCGAAGGUUGGGCCUGCGGGUGUCAGGGCGGAGGAUUUGAAUGAUGCGGUGUGGGAUUACAUCCUCUGCCGUGGAGAGAAGCCUGAGACCUCUGUCCCGAUUGAGACUUUGGAUAAGUUGAGGGCGGAGUUCGAGUACUUUUACCCGCUUGACGUUCGUGUUUCGGGUAAGGACUUGAUUCCUAACCACUUGACUAUGUGGAUCUACAACCAUGUCGCUAUCUUCCCCGAGCGAUUCUGGCCAAAGGGUGUUCGUGCUAACGGACACUUGUUGCUCAACGGUGAGAAGAUGUCCAAGUCGACUGGAAACUCCCUCACCAUGCGUGAAGCCGUCGGCAAGUUCGGUGCGGAUGCUACGCGUAUUGCGUUGGCUGAUGCUGGUGACGCGAUCGAGGACGCAAACUUCGAGGAAGCGACGGCAAAUGCUGCCGUUUUGAGGUUGCACACCCUUGCGGAGUGGUGUGUCGAGAUGACGAAGGACACGACACUCCGUACUGGCCCCAAGGAUUCGUUGUUCGACCGCGUCUUCGAGAACGAGUUAAAUGCGUUGAUUGAGGUCACGAAGGAGCAGUAUGAUGCUGCGUAUUAUAAGAACGCGCUCAAGUGGGGCUUCUACGAGUUGCAGUCUCUUCGUGAUUGGUACCGCGAGGUCGUUGCAGAGAAGGGUAUGCACAAGGAUUUGGUUAUGCGUUUCAUUGAGGUUCAGGCUUUGUUGAUUACCCCCGUCGCGCCCCAUUUCGCCGACUUUGUCUGGAUGGAGAUUUUGGAGAACAAGACUACUGUCCAGAACGCGCUCUACCCCAAGGUCUCGGCGCCGGUCGACAAGACCCUUUCCGCGACUCUCGAGUACAUUCGUGGACUUACUUCCUCAAUUCACUCCGCUGAAGGCCAACAACUCAAGAAGCAAAAGAAGGGUAAGCAAAACCUCGCUUUCGACCCUAAGAAGCCCAAGAAGUUGUCUAUCUUCGUCGCAGCCGCAUACCCCGCCUGGCAACAAAAGUACGUCGACCUCGUCGGCGAGCACUACGACUCCGCCACCAACACCAUCGACGACAAAGCCCUCCUCCCCAAGGUCUCCAAGAUGGGCGAGGUCAAGAAGGCUAUGGCCUUCGUCCAGAUCAUCAAGCAGAAGCUCCAGACGCGUGGAAAUGUUUCUGCUGAGGAUAUCUUGAGUCGCAAGCAGUUGUUCUCUGAGGGUGAAGUUCUUUCCAGUAUCCUUGGGUUCUUGGAGAAGAGUGUUGGUGCGAAGGAGACGGAGGAUGGAGGUGUCAAGGGUGUCAAGGGCGCGGAGGAGGUUGAGGUUCCUGUGCAGGCGUUGAGUGCUGUGCCUCAGGAGCCUUCGUUCGUGUUUGUCAAUGUUGAGGCCUAA
Molecule: messenger RNA, 3377 nt
Organism: Saitoella complicata NRRL Y-17804
Lineage: Eukaryota; Fungi; Ascomycota; Saitoellomycetes; Saitoellales; Saitoellaceae
Product: leucyl-tRNA synthetase
Exons: 2
Coding region: 48-3377 (1109 amino acids)
Biological process (GO): leucyl-tRNA aminoacylation
Molecular function (GO): aminoacyl-tRNA deacylase activity; leucine-tRNA ligase activity; ATP binding
Source: RefSeq, a predicted model, not a curated record